AUGUCCCUCAAUCCAUCAGUCACUCGUAAGCCGUCCUCCACAGGCCAGCGCAGGCGCUCAGUGGGCACUGCUGCUGGCAGUGGGCGAUAUUCCCACAGUGACACAUCCAGUACACACACCUAUCCUGGUCGGGGUAGGGUAGUUGAUGGCAGCCCAGCGGCCCGAACUUACCCCAGUACACCAAGGCGACAGGCGAAGCAUGCGGCCUGCAGCGAUAACCAUGGCAUCAGGCCCCCUACCCCGGAGCAAUACCUCACACCCCUGCAACAGAAGGAGGUGUGCAUUCGCCACCUCCGCGCCAGGCUGAGGGAGAACGUGGAGAGACUGCAGCACAGGGACUGUGAGAUCGACGACCUGAGGAGCCAGCUUUACCGCAUGCAGGAGGACUGGAUAGAGGAGGAAUGCCAUCGUGUGGAGGCUCAGCUGGCCCUGAAAGAGGCCCGCAAGGAGAUCCAGCACCUGAAGGAGGUGGUGGAGUCAGUGAAGACCAACCUCAAUGUCAAAGAGCAAGACCCACAUGAUCAGAAGCCAUACCUGGGGCUGAAGGGAGCUCGGACAGGUGGGAAAUCCCGGUCCUGUGGCUGUUCGCCGGCCAACACCCUGAGCCGCAGCGCCACCUACACCCGCCUGAGUGGCGAGGCACUGGCUCUGCAGCUGGAGCGCAACCUGAAUGCUCCGGGGGUCAGUGGAGCCUCCCGGCCACCAGGGCAAACCCACCUGCUCCUGGAGGCCGCCCUCCUUUCGGAACAGCUGCCCCCGCCCGGUCACACAAGAGGUCCCCCAACCGUCCCGCGCUCCUCCACCUAUGAGAAGCUGUGCAGCGGCGGAGCAGUGCUGCCAAUCUCACACUCCUGCCACACUCUCAGUAGCAGCUGCCGGUGCAGCGGUCACACCUACCACCCCCACCACCACCUGUUUCUACACCUGCCCCAGGAGGAGGCCCCUCCAGCAGCUGCACCUCCCGCUCCUGCUCCUCCCCCUGCUCCUCCCCCUGUUCCUGCUCCUCCCACCAUUUCCGUCCCAAUCCCAAACCCUCCUGCAGCUGAGAGGAAACCGGAGGUCCACUCGCAGGCCUGCAGCCCCACCAUGACAUGGCUCUCAGAGGAAGGCGGAGGCGAGGAGCUGAGCGUCAUUUCUUUAGCGGCAGCCAACGUCACCACCGCCGAGCCGUGUCUGCUUCCACCCUGCUUGCCUUCUGUGUUUACCUACAGCUUAGAGCCGCCGCUGCCUGACCAGGUGGUGGAGACGUCAAAGGUGCCGACGGUGCCCCAAACCCACCAGCCUCAGCCUGCAGCACAGCCACCGGAGAGGCAGGAAGCCACCGUCGUGGAGAUAACAGAGGACGAGGAGAACGAGGAUGAGACUGAGGAUGUCAGCGGGGCCACCAACGAGGAGUCUUCCCCCCAGUUGUGUCACUGGAGCCGAUACUUUCUGGUAGAUCUGUUGGCAUUGGCCAUGCCUGUGGUCCCAACGAUGGCCUGGCUGUGUCGAGGGAGACCCCGGGACGUCUUGCCCGUGUACCAUAUCGGGUCUAUGCUAAGAGGCUGCUGCGCUGUGGCCCUCCAUUCUCUUCGCCGCCGGAGCGCAGGCAGAGGACGGGGGCCCAGCAGCAUGAAUGGGACAACACCCAUCUGA
Lampris incognitus (smalleye Pacific opah) is the source of this 1635-nucleotide messenger RNA. It is a transcript of the gene snpha, whose product is annotated as syntaphilin. The transcript is spliced from 4 exons. The coding region runs from base 1 to 1635 and encodes 544 amino acids. The record is from RefSeq and is a predicted model, not a curated record. Gene Ontology annotation, biological process: neuron differentiation. NCBI's taxonomy places the organism in Eukaryota, Metazoa, Chordata, Actinopteri, Lampriformes, Lampridae. Gene Ontology annotation, cellular component: mitochondrion; cytoplasmic microtubule.